AUGUAUAAACCGACAUCCAUACUGUUGGAAAAUCUUAUCAAUAGAGCCACUGAUGCGACAUUAACUGCUGAUAAUUGGCAAUAUAUUCUUGAUGUAUGCGAUAAGAUAUCUGCUAAUCCAGAAGAAGCUACAAAACAAGCCAUUCGAUUAAUAACGAUUAAAUUAUCCAGUAAGGAUGCUAAUGUGAUCUUAAGAACAUUGUCACUUUUGACAUCGGUAGCUGAAAAUUGUGGAUCUCGUAUGAAACAAGAGAUUGCUUCCAGAUCAUUUUUACAAGAUAAUUUAAUUAAGAAAUUAAAAGGUGAUUCUAGAUUACAUAAAACAGUUAAAUAUAAGAUAGUGGAAGUGAUUGAUCAAUUAUAUCAUGAAUUUAAGAAUGAUCCAUCGUUAAAACCUAUGACUGAUGCUUAUAAUAAAGUGAAGACGGAAUAUUCUCAAUAUUUUAAAUCGUCUUCAGCUCCCAGUAAACCAGAAAAGACUCAAAUUACUAAGCAGGAUAAAUUAAAAGAAGAUGAAGAGUUACAAAGAGUACUUAAGAUGUCGUUACAAGAAUAUGAACAAGAACAACUGGUUAAAAAGUCGUACCUUAAUUCAAAACCAUUACCUGAUACCAAUAAUAAUAAUCAAUCUCAAUCUCAACCUAAUAGAUCUCCACCCCCUGAAACUCAAACUAUUGCUACAGUUUCAAAAGUAAGAGCUCUUUAUGAUUUGAUUUCAUAUGAAGCAGAUGAAUUAUCAUUCAGGAAAGGUGAUGUGAUUACGGUUAUUGAAUCGGUUUAUAGAGAUUGGUGGAGAGGUUCAUUACCCAAUGGUAAGAUUGGUAUAUUCCCGUUAAAUUAUGUUACACCUAUAGUAAAUAAAUCACCUCAACAAGUUCAACAAGAAUUAAAUGAAGAAAAUAAAGUGUUAAAUGUUGAUCAAAGGAAAAUUGAUAAAUUAUUAGCUAUAUUAUCAACAGCAUCAGCUAAUCCAAGUUCAAUUAAUGAAGAUGAAAUAACGGAAUUAUAUAAUGAGAUUAUUCCAUUAAGACCACAAUUAGGGAAGUUUAUUGAUAAGUAUAAUAUUAGAAAGGAAGAAUUGGGAGUAUUGAAUAAUCAAUUGAAUACAGAAGUGAAAUAUUAUAAUGAAUUAAUGGAUUCCCUGAUUUCAAAAAGAGCAGUUAGUAAUAAUACUGGUAAUCCAUUUCAAAAUAGUUCAAUCCCAUAUCCAGCUGCAUACCCUACACAGUAUGCACCACCACCACAACAACAACAACCAUCAUUCCCUCAAUAUCCUUCUAGUUAUGGUCUUGGACCAGAUUCACAGUUGCAGCAACAACCAACUAGUCAUGGAUUUGGGAAUAAUGUUUAUCAUACUGCACCACCACCUCCACAAUCUCAACAACAACCACCACCACAUCAGCAACAGCCACAACGAGUGGGUACUCAAGAUUAUCAACUGUUUCUGAACAUUGAUAGAUUCCCCGAUGUGAAUAACUUGUAG
Scheffersomyces coipomensis is the source of this 1482-nucleotide messenger RNA. RefSeq names its product ESCRT-0 subunit protein (gene HSE1). Gene Ontology annotation, molecular function: phosphatidylinositol binding; ubiquitin binding. The coding region runs from base 1 to 1482 and encodes 493 amino acids. Gene Ontology annotation, biological process: protein transport to vacuole involved in ubiquitin-dependent protein catabolic process via the multivesicular body sorting pathway. The transcript has a single exon. Gene Ontology annotation, cellular component: ESCRT-0 complex. The record is from RefSeq and is a predicted model, not a curated record. Lineage: Eukaryota; Fungi; Ascomycota; Pichiomycetes; Serinales; Debaryomycetaceae.